Rhineura floridana is the source of this 4696-nucleotide messenger RNA. Its product is annotated as protein SSUH2 homolog. Bases 1293 to 2492 code for a protein of 399 amino acids. The transcript is spliced from 13 exons. The record is from RefSeq and is a predicted model, not a curated record. NCBI's taxonomy places the organism in Eukaryota, Metazoa, Chordata, Lepidosauria, Squamata, Rhineuridae.
AGACAAAAACUAUGCAACCUAUGGAAGUAACCGUGUUCUCUCCCCAAGGAUUGCACAAGGACUUCAGACAUUCCCAGCCCUUACUGGAGAUGCCGGGGAUUGAACCUAGAACCUUCCAAAUGCAAAACAGAUGCUCUACCACUGAGCUGUGACCCUUUCCCAAAUAUAAAGAAUAUUUAUUUAUUUAUAUUAUUCAUUUUGUUUAUAUGUCAAUAGUUCACUUUUAUAUUUUUAAUAUUAUUAUUUUAUAUUAUUAGUUGGCACUUUUGAGAGCUUUCUCCUUUAGGCAUUUUUUUCCUGGUUUGUGUGCUUCCUAGAUUUUUUCUUAACCACAUAUGAUAUCAAAAUAUCCAGGAUAAAAAUAAAAGCCAGGCAAUUACGAUAUCUCUAAUAUUGUUUAAUUGGAUUUAGUGAUUUUAAAGUUUGAAGCCAAAUACUAUUUUCUGAGAAAUCACUCCCCCCCUCCCCCAGAUGGAAUCCAUAUGUAUUCUGACUGGUGUAUUUUUUCUCUCCAUUGUAAUAUUGGGAUGGGCUCAUUAGUGUGAUGCUGGUUUGCUUGAAUUUAACCACAGCUAGAAUAAGCCACACUUUCCUGAGUUUGGUCAUCACAAAAGUGUAGUGUAUUCGAAACCAAAAGUGGACAUUUUCAAUCUCCACUCCUAAUGCAUAAUGGAGCAUAGGUUUGCCGUGGCAUGUUCUCGUAGCAGAAAACUGUGGUUUCCUGACCGUGGUUUCCUGUUACAUGUGAAUCGGGAACAGACUGUCCUUGUGAAAAUGUGGCAGAAUGUAAGCACACUUUCUCCCAGAGUUUAAACCUUUUAGAGAACGUUGAUCCCUUCAAAAUAAGAUUUUCAACAUUUUGUCAAGUGCCUGUCUGUUCUCUGAACAAAGUUCUUGGAUACAUGUCCUAUUGCAAAAAUACUACCUAUGUGCUACAGAUGACAAAUGAAACGCCCCACCUAGACCUGUGCACUUGCCCAGGCACACCCUCUCAUGCAAGUACAAUGUGAGUUGUGAAACGCCACAUACGUCAUUGGUUUCCCUUCAAAAAGUUCCACUAGCACAUUCCUCUCCUUCAAGCAUUACACCUUACAGAGCUGUUCAAGGGAGGCGGAGUUAUGCUCAAAUAUUUACUCAUCCUUUGAUCCAGGGAAAAAUACUUUGCCCAUACCAGCUGGCCUACUCGUACUGUCUGGGCUAAUACAUUAGAUGCCUUUGGAAACAGAGUUUUGUUUGAGGAAUUUUCCGUACACUGAACAGAGCAUUUGAGAGGCAGCUGGGACAGAACAGGCAUGCCAGAGUCACCUUUGCACUCAGCGCUUAAGAAGGGAGAUCAGUUCCUGAGGUUUGGGUUACUCAGUUCUCUAACACCGUUCUGUGCUGUAGGUGCAUCUACCUAUUUAUCUCCCUUUGAAGGAGCCUCUGCACCCCCUUAUGAGCUGAUGGACAACAGCCCUCUGGAUGAAAAGACAAGCACAGAAGAUUCUGAAAACAAGUCCUUUUCUGACAUACCUGACCAGCUGAACCAUAAAGAACAUGAGGAACUCCCUCCACAUCUACGAGAGGAGAACAUCCUCUUUGUUUCUGAGCAAGAUGUUAAAGAAGCCUUUCUACAGUAUGCAGCCAGGAAGCGUUUCUAUAGGACCGCCCCUGCAAAGCAUAUGAAAGUCCAGAAUCUCACAUGUCUCAACACAUACAAAUAUCGUCUGGAGACUUUCACUGAAAUGAGAUACACACACUUGGCCAGUGAGCUUUAUAAUGGUGGAUUUGUAGACUCUCCUGAUGUUUCACCCCCACCUGCCCCAUGGGAAAUAAUAGUGGAUCCACCUCCUCUGUUUACAGACUGUGAAAUGAAUAUCCCAGUACCCCACUCUUAUUCAGUAGAGAACUGUCCAAACUGUAAAGGACGCGGGGCAAUCAUGUGCCAAUCUUGUAAAGGAACUGGCAAGAAAAAGUGUUCGGCUUGUCUUGGGACUGGGACUAGUACACUGGAAGAUAACAAUAUAUGCACAUGGUGUUCAGGUACAGGAGACAAUCGUUGCUUCAGCUGUCGUAGCAAUGGGUGGCUGAAGUGUUACCGUUGCAAUGGGGAUGGUGUCUUGCUGUUUCAUACUCAGCUUACGAUAACUUGGAAGAACAAUGUUUUAGAACAUGUAGCAGACAAGAAUUCUGGUCUCCCUCUUCACCAUUUGCAGGAAGUGACAGGGAAAAAAAUACUCAGUGAUGAACACAACUCGGUAUUUCCCAUCGUUGAUUUCCCAGAGCCAUCCAUUGAUGAGUAUUCACAAGCAUGCAUUGCACAACACAGAAUGCAGUUUACCUCAGAAGGUUUGCACAGAAUCCUCAGGCAGAAACAAACAAUUGUGUUGGUGCCACUCACAAAAGCUGAAUAUGAAUGGAAAGGGAAGGUCUAUUCCUUCUACAUCUUUGGCAAUGAGAAAAAAGUAUAUACCAAAGACUAUCCAGGAAAGUGCUGUUGCUCCAUCAUGUGACACAAGAGCUGUUUCAGUGGCAUUCAGCAACACAACUACUUCCAGUUAUUUGUUCUUCACAGCAUCUUGCAAGAUUUCUCUAUGCUUGAAGGCAUUAUUCCCAGAGCAAUAUUUAGAAGUUGAAGUUGUUCCUGGAUGCUAUUUGUGUCAGUUGGACUUUUGUUUUGAAUGCAUGGCUGUGUUGGCUGUGCUUUUUGAUUGGGGAGAUGAAGGAAAUCAUUUGCUCUCACGCACCUUAAGAAACUGGGCUAAUACAUUAUACCACAGAGGUUUGAUACUUUCCCUUCUGUGGUUGUAAAUUAGGAUACAUCAGGCUAAGUAUCCUGUAUGCUUCCUGCGGAAGUAUAAGCAGAUCAGAAUGAAAUUUAUUCUGACCUUGGGCAUCAUCUUGUACAAAUCUUUGCAGUGAUUUACUUUCCUCUUUGGCAAAAGGUUAAGAUAUCUUCCAUCUUAAAGAACAGGGCCUUCCUAAACAAGUCAAGUAAGCAAGGGAUUCAGAGAGAGAGAGAGAGAGAGAACUUUUUCACGUGUCUCAUACUAUAAAAGAUGUUCUUCUCUCCCCCCCAUGCCCUUUUAGCAUCUGAUUGUACAAAUGCCACAUUUAGCAGCAUUUAUCUAGAGCAGGGAUGGAGAAGCUGUGGCCCUUAGAUAUUGCCGGAUUACAACUCCCAUCAUUCCUGGCCAUUGGCCAACCUGGCAAUGGAUGACCCAACAACACCUGGCAGACCACAGAUUCCCCAUUCCUGAUAUGAAAGAUCAUAGCUGCAGCUGCCAUGGAGCUUACUCUGAUGUUAUGUAACUGAAGAAUUCAAGGAGAAAAUGUUUGGAGAACUGAGUCUUAGCUGCCAGUUCUUGUGAUCAAAUGCCCAGGCACUAGGUGCUCAGCAAUUUCUGUGUUCAAAUGCCAGUAUUAAGCCAACAAGCAUCUUGCCAAUAUUGCCAGUAUUAAGCCAACAAGAAGUAUAUUGAUCACUCCAGAGGAGAGUGAGUUGGCAGAAUGAGUUACUCUUCCAUUGUGAAACUUUUUUUGAGACUGUGUCUCUAGUGGUGGUAUACUCUUAAGCAACUCUGUGGGUUAAAUUCCCACUCAUCCAUGACAUUUCCUGGGUGACCAUGUGCCAAUUACCUUCCCUCAACCUAUCCUAUCUUACAAGGUUGUUGGGAGAUAAAGGGAGCAGGACAUUAUAUUCACCACCCUUUGCUCCUUGAAAGGAGGGUGGGAUUAAAGAAAAAAAUAUUAAUAAAUGAAUAAAUAUAUGACUAUAAAAUUAUUCAUGUGGCCUAAUCCCAUGUGUUGAAAUCAAUGGGUUAUAUGUACUCUUAGGAAUUCAUAAUUCAAGAUCCCCACAGAAUGCAUUGUCUAGGACUCCAAUUUUACAAUGUGAGGUAAUUGGAUUAGAAACUAUUUAGGCAAGUGCACAUUAGACCUUAGAAACAUGAAGAGAGGCACACCUGUCCCAGCUUGAACAAGUGCUUUGUCUUAUACCUAAGUAUAUACCUAAGUUUGCCAACUUUUUGUAUAACUACUGCUCUCAUGCAUUUAAAGACAAUACGACAUGCUGAAAUUAGGCAAGUGAAGCAUGAUGUGAAACUAAGUGAUGCAGGAAAGCCCUUAACCACAGGGGAUCAGGAUAUUCUAGAGCAUCCACCUCCUCCUUCUGUAUGAACCAGCCAGGAAAGGCCUUCCUCUGUCUCUUGCCACUGAGGUGUGGUAAUUGAGCAUAAUAGAGAGAGGGCCUUCUUAGCUGUGGCACCCAGACUGGGGAAGACCCUCCUCAGAGAGAUUCAUCUAGGCUCAUCACUGUCCAUCUUUUGGCAGGCAGUAAAGACUUAUUUAUUUCAAUGUGCUUUUGAGUAAAAUAGUGUUGUGGCUGGUCUCAUAGGCAGCAGCCUUAUAUCGAGGCUUGCCAUCAGUCCUUUCAGCUCUGUAUUGUCUUUACACUGACUGCCAGGUUUUCAGACAGAAGUCUUUAGCAGCCCUACAUGGAGAUGCCAGGAACUGAACCUGGGACUUUCUGCAGGAAAAGUGUGCACUCUGCUGCCUCUCUUCAAAACAUUUUAACUGCUGCUGUUUUAAUAAUUUUACUGUUUGUCUUAUUUGCAGUUUUAACUUUAAACUGUGAGUUGCCUUGAAUACAGUUUCUGUAGAAAGGCAGUACAGUAUAUAUAAAUUAUUGUAAUAAAUAAAAGUUUUGCUUACUUAA